AUGUUUGACUUUGAGAUAUGUUCUUAUAAGCCUGGGUAUUUCAACCUGACGUCUGGCACUGGUUGUCAGCAGUGUAACUGUGACACGUUGGGUAGUGUGAACAGUACUUGUGACGUGCAAACCGGUCAGUGCCGUUGCAAACCAGGCGUUACGGGACGCAGGUAA
This is a messenger RNA of Anisakis simplex (herring worm), 165 nucleotides long. NCBI's taxonomy places the organism in Eukaryota, Metazoa, Nematoda, Chromadorea, Rhabditida, Anisakidae. The record is from the annotation of a GenBank genome assembly.